Molecule: messenger RNA, 3074 nt
Organism: Trichophyton rubrum CBS 118892
Lineage: Eukaryota; Fungi; Ascomycota; Eurotiomycetes; Onygenales; Arthrodermataceae
Exons: 1
Coding region: 141-3074 (977 amino acids)
Biological process (GO): establishment of cell polarity; fungal-type cell wall organization; osmosensory signaling pathway via Sho1 osmosensor
Cellular component (GO): extracellular region; cell surface; site of polarized growth
Molecular function (GO): osmosensor activity
Source: RefSeq, a predicted model, not a curated record
UAGAGACCGCAGCCGCACUCCUUACCGGACGCCUGUCCACCACACUCGUUAACAGCCAGCGACAGCCAGCACCAAACCCUUCGAUCCCAGUUAUAAUCCCAUUAAUACGUCUUAAUCAAUAGCCUCUCGACGGGCGAGAGAUGCGCCUUGCCGCUGCCCUCCUCGCGGCCGUCGCCGUAGAGGCGCUGGGCGACCUCCCUGCCGCCCACCGGCCGCAGCACUACUUCCCGCGCCUCGUCAGGCGAGACCUCGACCGCACCUCAUGGGGCUCCUCCAGGAAGAUGGUCAAGGCCGCUGAGCCCAUGGACAGGCGCGAGGUCGUCGUCGUGCCCGUCACCGUGCAAAAGGGCGCCGACGGCAGCCUGCACACCCUGCACGGCGAGCCCAGCGAGAUGCCGCACUACUUCAACGCCAUCGUCAUGCCCACCGCUGCCUCGACCGAUUCCACGACGACGAGCGUCACCACCGCCGACUCUACGGGGGGUUCUAGCUCGAGCGGAAGUGCGAGCUCGAGUGCGGGUGAAAGCCCGAGUCCAAGUCCAACUCCAACUCCAACUCCAACGCCAGGUGAGCCGGCAACGACGACUCCUCCAACGGUCCAUCCAACGCCUCCAACGGUGCCAACGGUGCCAACGGUGCCAACGGUGCCAACGGUGCCAACGGUGCCAACGGUCCCUUCAAUGCCGUCUGAACCCUCUGAGCCCGCCGAACCAAGUGAGCCAGGUGAGCCUACGCCUUCGAUACCAACGGUCCCUUCAAGCAAGCCCACCGUACCAGAGGAGCCCGUUUCCUCGACUCUGCUGCCUCCUAUCCUGCCUAGUCCACCGGCUACCUCUCCCAGCAGCCCUGAGACGUCUUCUCCGGCUCCCACUUUGCUGCCGACUUUGCUCCCUACUUCGCUCCCUACUUUGCUCCCUACUUUGCUCCCUACUUUGCUCCCUACUUUGCUCCCUACUUUGCUUCCCCCUCAGGAGUCGUCUUCUUCUCAGCCUCCCCAGGCCCCGAGCUCCUCCUACACUCCUCCGCAGGUUCCACCGUCAUCAGAGGCUCCAAUUAGUCCCCCAACUGAGUCCACCACUCCCCCCGGUGCUCCCCAGCCUACUGUGCCAACAACCGUAGUGCCCUCCAUGCCUUCCAUGCCCUCAAUGCCUCCCAUGAGUCCCUCGCAGGGAGUCAGUCUCCCCGGCGUGCCUACUGGAGACAGCACUCUCAUCCCGCUGCCCACUCUCUUCCCCUCGGCCUCUGCUCCGUCCUCCCCCCCUACCCAGCCCGGUCAAUCUUCUCAACCUUCUCAGCCCGGCCAGUCUUCUCAGCCAAUGCAGCCUACCCCGCCAGAAACACCUACUAUCCCUACUACUUCUGCCACGGGCGGCAUGACUUACCCGGGUGGGGGCACGGGAACUGCUUCUGGCCCGACCUCGACUGAGGGAACAGGCAUUCUGCCCACUCUCCUCCCAAUUCCCUCGGACACUACUGGUAGUGAUACUGGUACUUCCACUGGAACUGCUACUGGAACCAACACUGCAACGGGAACUGCUACUGGGACUGGCACUGCAACGGGAACUGCUACUGGGACUGGAACUGCUACGGGAACCCCUAGUGGAACUCCCACCAGCUCCCCAUCCUCUCCCAUUUCCAUCUCUAUCCCAAUCUCUCUUCCAACCGACCUCACCAGUGUCACCAAUUUCCCUACCUACUCUCCCACCGGUGACCCAGCUACCGUGACCGGCCCUGGCAGCGGAACAGCCACUACUCCUACCGUUCUUCCGACGGGAACUGGAACUUCUACCGGAACUACAGGCACAGCAACUUCUACUGGAACUUCUACUGGAACCUCAACUGGAACCUCUGCUACAACUGGCACCGGGACAGAGACGCCUACUUCAGUCACCUUCCCAUCGCUCUCAGUUCCUACUGGCACCGCCUCGACUUCCACCGGCACCAUUGGAACUGGCAUCACCACCACUCCCACCGGCACCGGAACCAUGGGCAGCAGCACUUACUCCUCCCAUUCUACUGCCUCGGAGACCUCCACCUCUGGCUCGGAUACCUCUACCGUCCGUCCCUCGACGAUGACGACCGUCACCACCACCCGUCCUCCCCACACGUCAACCCCAACUUCCACUACGCCCUCCUCCACGGUUCCCAUCUCUACCAACACCGAGACCACUCUGUCCGUGCCAACCUCCAUCAUCAUCCAGACCUCCACUACCACCACCACUUCGGCCACUGCAACCCACUCCCCCAAGCCGUUGCCAUACAUGAUUUCCCCUCCCAACGCUAAGCCGCCACCACAAGACUCAGUCCUCAUCCAACUAGGAUUCAAUGGCUCUCUACCCUACGAGUUUAUCGCCUUGAACACUGAUGUGGUCGCCCAAAUCUUUACGUUCAUGCCCAGUGGAGUAUCUUAUGCUGUCGAAACCGAUAAGGACGAGACCCCCAUCUCAGGUAUAGGUCAAUACGACAGGGGUACCAAGAAGGGCUACACCACCGCCCUCGCCUUCUUCUACAUCCCAAGGGAUCUUUACAAAGUUCUCGCAACCAGUCUCACCACGCCCCAGUCCAGGCUCUACACUAAUCCGGACCAAUCAACCUUCACACUCAUGUCCAUGAUCGACCCAAGUAUCCCCUUACUUGCCGGUGGUCAACCAAUGCCCGGAGGAGGCAGUGCUCCAUAUCCAGGUGGUCUUCCCGGUUCAGGCAACAAUGGCGGCAACGGUGACGGUCCCGACGGUAACGAAAACAAAGGAAAAGGCCCCGGAGGCUCGGCUGGCGCAACUGGCAUCAAACCAGGUGCAGUCGGCAUCGGUCUAGGCGUCGUCGGUGGAGCUGCCCUGUACGGAGCAGCCAUGUUCUUCGUUGCUCGCCGCUACAGAAAGAAACGCAAUCUCCAUCGUCGAUCGGACUCUCUGACCAGUGGUAUGGGCUCCCCAACGCCUUACCACGAUGAGCAGCGUGCCGGCAGCUCGUUCGCAGGCACAACGAUGAACGAUCGGUACUCGGGUGCUGGCAGUGGUCGGACGGCGCAGAUCAGUGCGCCUGUCAUGGCUGAGAACUCCCUUGGCUGGAAUUAG